GGCACGCGCUUCCACACCCCGGUCUGUAUGUGUCUGUAUGGUUUCAUUAUUUUUCCACCUGUAACCGCACGCGCGCCGGUGUAAGAGGCUGAGCCGUGAAAUCCGGCGCGCGUGGGAGGCACUGCGUCCAGGCGCGUAGACGCGGUCGAGACCAGAACCGUAAUCCGUGUCUUCGUCUGUAGCGGAGCGCGCGCGACCUGUCCAACUGUCUGGAAUUGAUUUUUUUUUUUCUUCUCACGUGUGAAUUCGUCGCUGUCGUGUGCGUGCGCGCGCGCGUGUGUGUGUGCGUGUAUGCGGGCGCUUGUGUGUUUGUGUCCUCCACUCCCGAGAAAAUAGAGAGAGAGAGAGAGAGGGAGAGAGAGAGAAAGAAAGAAGGAAGGAUGAGAUGUUGACGGAAUAUCCACGUUAGAAGACCGGGAACGGCAGCACGCGCGCGGACCUGUUCCACCGGCUCCACUGCGGAACGAUGCGCACGAGACUGUGAAAUAAAUGAAUCCACGGAUCUGUUUGUAGUUUUGGUGCUGAAAUUAAGCGACUGUGCGGUUCCGGUGUUUCCUCCCACACACUUUAGAAAUGAUCAAGGUAAGCGCGAGGACACCGGUGGAUCUCCGCCGCUUCGACUCCUCAACUUGAACGGAUUUAACGAGGGGGAAAAAACCUCCAGCAUGACCCGGGGAGAGAAAUAAUCACGCCAUUAGAAUGCUGGAGAUGUGUGAAGAGGGCAUCGGAGUCCUGGUGCCACAAAGAGCCCGGAGUUUCUCCUCAGAGCGGAUAUUUUACUGACAGCAGCAUUCAAAUGUUACAGGGCUGAAGCCGAGAACCAUGGGAGUCACAGUACGCCUGGCACUGAUGACCUGGGCUCUGCUGGGCUGGUCUCAGGCAGCUGAGAGUGCACCCUCUCUGAGUGUGGCGGUGAUCCUGGGCGAGACCCGCGGUGUCCCCGAGCGGGCAUUGCGCCCAGCACCAGGUGUUGGAGCACCGCUGGACAUCAGCGUUCUCGCAGUGCAGGUGAACCACACAGACCCAGGCAGCAUGCUUACCCACCUCUGCCAGCUCAUGGCACGCCAGCGAUUGCAUGGCCUUGUGUAUGGAGACGGAACUGACCAGGAAGCUAUUGCCCAGAUGCUGGACUUUGUCUCCUCCCAGACUGCCAUGCCCAUUCUGGGUGUCCAUGGAGGUGCAGCCAUGACCAUGGCUGAGAAGGACACCAGCUCCUCAUUUUUCCAGUUCAGCGCCUCGCUCCAUCAGGAAGCCCUGCUAAUGCUGUCCGUCAUGGAGGAAUACGACUGGCAUGUAUUCUCCGUGGUGACCACCAGGUUCCCCGGGCACCAGGAGUUUCUGGCAACCAUCCGUGUGACAGUGGAGCACAGUUUCGUGCGCUGGGACCUGCAGAGCGUAGUGACGCUGGACGGUGUGGGCGAACCCGAGGACAGAGCACAUGUGCAGCUGAAGCGCAUCCAGUCACCUGUCAUCAUGCUGUACUGCUCUAAAGAUGAGGCCGAGCUGGUUCUGGCUGAGGCCCGGUCGCUCGGGUUGGUCGGCGCUGGCUUUGUCUGGAUUGUUCCCAGUCUUACCUCCGGGAACCCGGAGCGAACGCCCGAAGCUUUUCCCCCGGGAAUGAUUUCCAUAGCGUACGACGAGUGGGACUAUCCUCUGGAAACACGCGUGAGGGACGCGGUUGGGAUUUUCAGUCACGCCGCCGCCGCUAUGUUCCGAGAACAGGGCCGGAUACCGGAUGGAACCGUUAGCUGCAUGGGUCAAGCAGAAAAACCAGAGGUCCCGGCAAGCGCGUUACGCAGAUAUAUGAUGGGUGUAAAUCUGGAGGGCAGAGAUCUGUCGUUCAUGGACGAUGGCUAUCAGGUGAACCCUAAACUGGUGGUUAUUGUUCUCAACACUGAGAGGGAAUGGGAGAAGAUGGGCCGCUGGGAGAACCAUUCUUUGAUACUGAAAUUUCCUGUGUGGCCACGGUAUAACUCCUUCGGAGACGCCGAAGCAGACGAAAAUCACCUGAGCAUUGUGACGUUGGAGGAAAAGCCAUUUGUGAUUGUAGACGACGUGGACAUUCUGACGGGGACAUGCAUGCGCAAUUCUGUCCCCUGCAGGAAACACAUCAAAGAUAACGCUACCGGUGGAUCGUAUCUAAAGCAGUGCUGUAAGGGUUUCUGUAUUGAUAUCCUUAAGAAGAUCGCCAGAAACGUGAAGUUCACGUAUGACCUUUACCUGGUGACUAACGGCAAACACGGCAAGAAAAUCAACAACAUGUGGAACGGCAUGGUGGGCGAGGUGGUUUAUAAGAAGGCCGUGAUGGCUGUCGGUUCGUUGACCAUAAACGAGGAGAGGUCAGAGGUCAUCGACUUCUCUGUUCCAUUUGUGGAGACUGGGAUCAGCGUCAUGGUUUCUCGGAGUAACGGGACCGUAUCGCCAUCAGCCUUUCUGGAGCCUUUUAGCGCGUCGGUGUGGGUGAUGAUGUUCGUCAUGUUACUCAUUGUCACCGCAAUCGCUGUCUUCCUGUUCGAGUUCAUCAGUCCCCUGGGCUUCAACAGAAACCUCGCACAAGGCAAAGACCCUCAUGGGCCGUCUUUCACCAUUGGGAAGGCCAUCUGGCUUCUGUGGGGCCUUGUAUUCAACAACUCAGUACCGGUUCAGAACCCUAGAGGCACCACCAGUAAGUUCAUUGUGUCCGUGUGGGCCUUCUUCGCCGUGAUCUUCUUGGCCAGUUACACUGCCAACCUGGCUGCCUUCAUGAUCCAGGAGGAGUUUGUGGACCAGGUCACUGGGCUCAGUGACAGAAAGUUCCAGAGCCCGUAUUCCUUCUCGCCGCCGUUUCGUUUUGGUACAGUCCCAAAUGGCAGCACUGAGAGAAACAUCAGGAAGAACUACCCAGACAUGCACCAGUACAUGGUCAAAUACCACCAGACUGGUGUCCAGGAUGCACUGAUCAGCCUAAAGACAGGCAAGCUGGAUGCGUUCAUCUACGAUGCGGCCGUGUUGAACUACAUGGCUGGGAGAGAUGAUGGUUGUAAGCUGGUGACCAUUGGAAGUGGCUACGUCUUUGCCACCACUGGUUACGGAAUCGCCCUCCAGAAAGGAUCCUAUUGGAAGCGGCUUGUGGACCUAGCCAUUCUAGGGAUUAUUGGAGAUGGUGAGAUGGAGGAGCUGGAGGCCCAGUGGCUCACAGGUAUCUGCCAUAAUGAGAAAAAUGAAGUAAUGAGCAGCCAACUGGAUGUGGACAACAUGGCUGGCGUGUUUUACAUGCUGGCAGCUGCCAUGGCACUUUCUCUCCUCACAUUCUUCUGGGAGCACCUGUUUUACUGGCGACUGCGCUAUUGCUUCACUGGACUAUGCUCGGGAAGACCUGGACUUCUCUUUACCAUCAGCAGGGGUAUCUGGAGUUGUAUUCAUGGUGUUCACAUUGAAUUGAAGAAGCAUCCUGAGUUAGAUUUCAGUCCUCAGGCCAACAUGUUGCACUUGCUGAAAUCGGCCAAGGAGAUUACCACUCUAGGGGUCACUUCACCUAAACAGCCUGUUGCCAGCAUCCUCCCUCCUACAACCGGAUUGCUAGAAUUAAUGACUGGUGGCAAAGGCAAUAACCUUCCUCCCAAAGAUGCAAUCUACAAUAACAUCAACACCAUGAUUGCAAACCGACACAAAGACCCUCUUAACAACACCCUUUUGCCUGGUCAGUGUGCCCUUACCCUAGCCAAUGCCCAGUCUGGUGUUCCAGGCAGUGUCGGCAUAGGAGGUGGUGGUGGUGGUGCUGGUGGUGCUGGUGUUGGUGGUGGUGGUGGUGGUGGUGAUGACUCAGGACUACCUGCUUCCAAGUCUCGAGCUCUCUGGAAGAAGUCAGUCGAAACUGUGAGACAGAACCAAGGACCUACCAAAAAUUCCCCACCUUCCUCUGCACCAGUCUAUGAGCCACAUGCAACUAUGAAAAGCCAGCGGUAUUUGCCUGAAGAUCUGCCAGCAUGCUCAGACAUGUCUGAUUGCUCUGGUCGCAUGGACCUGCAGAAGCAGCACAAGGUCAAAGACACUCUCCGUAAGCGUAACCGCCUGCCACGGGACCUAAGUGACGUGGAGCUAUCUGCUUUGCCCAGCCAAGCCAGCCUACAGAACAAUCAUGGUUCUCAGAUCUAUUCGCAGAACAGUCAGAGCAGCCAGAUCUACACUAUUGACUCAGUAGACCAAGAGCAUGGACUACACUACCCAGACAUUUUCAACGAGCACAGAGACAACAAGCAUCGCCCACCAUCUUCUUCAGAACAACAGCCAAUACUGCAGCUUAACAGCAACCUGUUCCCUCCCUCUCAUGAGCCAGAUGUCAUGCAGAAUGCCACAACUGUGGCCAAGGAGAAAAAGUUCAAUACUUAUGGAAAGUCUGGUGGGAUAGGACUCAAUCCGUCUGUAACCAUUCCUGCCCAGGACCACAGGCAAACCCACUGCCGUAGUUGUCUCUCAAAGUUCUCUGGCUAUUCUGGGCUUUAUACUAUGCGAGCUCCCCAGUAUCGCUGUGAAGCAUGUCUGCACUCUGCCAACCUGUAUGACAUAAGUGAGGAUCAGUUCCUGCACCCAAACAUAGGUGCCAUUCGAGGAGGGAGUGUUGACAGGAGCUUCUGUGCAUUUCUGCCACAUCCCAAUGCUUCCUUUACGGCCUAUCUUCCCCAGAGUGACCAAGAUGGCGACGGGCUCAUUAGCCACUAUCAGAACGAGGGCAUUUACAUCCAUCGCCAGCACUCUUAUGAGAACCUGCCUCAAAAGAAUCUUUCACGACGCGUGAGCCUUCAGGACAGCACUCCGCACACUAACCUGCACACAUCCACCAUGGUCCCGGACAAACUUUCAAAGAGCCAGUCAACACAGCUUAACCACACACUUGCUUCAGUAGGUGUUAGCGGGCUCGGCAUUGGCCGACGCAGCAAGUCGAUGUAUCCAGCUCAGCCAACAGAGAACCCUUUCCUGCAGACGCUACGUGAUGACCAGCGCUUGGCUCAUGGGCGCAGCGCCACAGACAUUUACAAACAGCUGGUGCCACUUACAUUAAGUCCAGUUGUCGACAGCAAGGGGCCCGGCAUAGGGGUGGCAACACCUGACCUCUUUUACCCCGAGCAUGUUAUGCCUUAUGUAGCCCUUUCCCCAGUCGGCACAUUCCCAGCCCAGAGAGCAAUGAGUGCCGGAGGUGCACGACGUGUCUACAAGAGGAUGCCCAGCAUUGAAUCUGAUGUCUGAAAGGUUUAACCGAAAAAAAUGUGAAAAAAUGUGAACCGAUGAGAUAGCGACUCUGAGGAGAAAAAAAACAAAAACAAGCGCUGUACAAAGCAACGGUAUUUCCACUUGGAUACGGAUUCAUACUGGAUUGUUUUAACAACCAGGAGUUAAAAGAAAAUCUUAUAUUUUUUCCUGCUCUUAAGUAAAUCUGAGUUCAGCAUUUCAUCAGGUCAUCCCCUGUGGUUGAGCGGCAGCUCUGGGUCUUCCACGUUAACAAAGAUGGCACCAGACAAAGAUAGGAGUGUGGGGAAAAAAAGCUCCUGGAAAUUGCAGGGCAGCUCAGAAGAGCUCUCAGUUGUAUUCCCGAGAAACGAACUACCAAAAAUUGCCACAUGUGGUAUCGAGUAAAUCUCAGAGGGUGACAAACAUGCAUUUUUACAUCAACACAAAAACACUGACAAGAAAACAUCUAUACAAAAUGCACAAAAACAAAUGCUUGAGUCUGAAAUUCAAUUAAUUGUAUUGGUGUUGUAUUAAUGGCUACGUUCACUUUACAAGCUUCUUUGCCCCAAAUCAGAUUUUCGGGAUUUAUCUAAAAGGUUCACAGUUGUAAUCACAAGUGAACCGGUCUGUCCACGGUCUGUCCACGGAAAUGGACAAGUGUUUCAAACACUACUUGUAUUCAAAAAUGCUAAAAAAAAAAGUGAAUCUGGGACCAAAUAUAAAAAAGUUCAAAUGUUGAUGAUGUCACAGUCAAUCCCCAAUCUCGAGUCUAGGGAGCAAAACAUGUCCAUUUUCUCAGGGUGAGAGGGGAUCUCAUUUCUACCAAAUCACAAAGACACUAGGCUACUGUAGGCAUCUCUGAGCUCAUGUAUGUAGAAGAGUGCAAAGUGCACAGCUUCCCCAGAACGUCGGAUUUGUGUCACUUCAGCCCUGUAAUGUGAACGUAGGAGGAAAAAACUAAAACAAGGGACGUCCCAAGUGAAAAGGGUUCACAGAAAGUAUCCGAGCAGACUUCCUUCCCUAAAGAGACUUCUAUUUUUUCAACUGCAUUAUUUUAGUUAUGUUUUGUUUCCUUCUGACUGUGUAAUAUAAGGAACUCCUGGUGCAGCCCAGGCCUUAGUUUAGAAUUUCAGAGAAACCUGCAUGCCAAAACCACAAGAGCAGGAUGACGACUUCUGACGAGGACUUCUCUGAGCCAUCAGUGUCGGAUUCGUCCUCACAACCACGUUACAGCAUCAACCACGAUUUCUAUAGAUGUCUAGGAAAUUCAUACGUGACGAGUCGUUUUUACAGUUUUAUACACUGCCAAAUACCAGACCGAGCGAGCGGUGUGCAGAGCAUAUGAUUGUUAUGGUUCAGGAAACAAACAAACAAAAAAAAACACUAAGAAGGGAAACCACAGUUUCUCGUUUAAAAGACACCAAGAGACGUUGACACUGUAACAAAAUGAUGUCACACUCUGCACCGCAGGACCACAUCAAAACUCCAAGUACAUCACUUCCUGUAGGAUUCAAACCAGGCCUACGCAUAUCCUAUUUAUUUAUUUAUUUACUUACAUAUUUAUUUAUUUAAUCGUAAUUUUCUUUUUUCCAAUAUAAUGGUUAUCCAGCGAUAUGCACAAUAUCAGGUUGCAAUAUAAACUUUUAUGUACGAAAUUUCUGAGCUAAUCUGUUACUAUCGGUUCACUUAAUUUACGAAAUUGUAAUACACGUGACCUUUAUUUUGAAAUGUGAUUUACUUGCAUAUAUAUAUAUA
Silurus meridionalis is the source of this 6960-nucleotide messenger RNA. RefSeq names its product glutamate receptor, ionotropic, N-methyl D-aspartate 2A, b (gene grin2ab). NCBI's taxonomy places the organism in Eukaryota, Metazoa, Chordata, Actinopteri, Siluriformes, Siluridae. The record is from RefSeq and is a predicted model, not a curated record. Gene Ontology annotation, biological process: long-term synaptic potentiation; synaptic transmission, glutamatergic; excitatory postsynaptic potential. The transcript is spliced from 14 exons. Gene Ontology annotation, cellular component: postsynaptic membrane; postsynaptic density membrane; NMDA selective glutamate receptor complex. Bases 823 to 5223 code for a protein of 1466 amino acids. Gene Ontology annotation, molecular function: NMDA glutamate receptor activity; transmitter-gated monoatomic ion channel activity involved in regulation of postsynaptic membrane potential.